UUUGAUUCUUCUUCAUGGAUCAAUACAUGGGAUCGUCUUCACACUCUACGACAAUCAUUCAUUCGUGAUUCGGAUCGUUUACAGUCUGAAUCUUCAUUUUUAUCAUUGUUUAUUGUAUUUACAGGAUGUUUUUAUGGUUAUAUUGCAUAA
Pelobates cultripes (western spadefoot toad) is the source of this 150-nucleotide messenger RNA. The record is from the annotation of a GenBank genome assembly. NCBI's taxonomy places the organism in Eukaryota, Metazoa, Chordata, Amphibia, Anura, Pelobatidae.